AUGUCAAAAUCUGCUCUUUGGAAGGUUGUGGUUCCUGAGCUUUUCGGGGAAUCUACAAGCGGGGCUUCUAUGGCAUAUGCAACUAAAACAUUGGAAUCCGGCUCUGCUCCCAUGUAUGAAUCUCUAUUCAGCAUAAAGGAUCUGGCACAGUUUGGAAGUAUGGGUCUAGGAACAACGUCGAGACGAGAAUACGAUCGGCUACGCUCGCAAAGUCCGACAUCAAUUCGAGAAUCUCUUCGUCUGGACGCGUACUGA
Molecule: messenger RNA, 255 nt
Organism: Paraglomus occultum
Lineage: Eukaryota; Fungi; Glomeromycota; Glomeromycetes; Paraglomerales; Paraglomeraceae
Source: the annotation of a GenBank genome assembly